Molecule: messenger RNA, 12466 nt
Organism: Apis mellifera (honey bee)
Lineage: Eukaryota; Metazoa; Arthropoda; Insecta; Hymenoptera; Apidae
Product: protein Tob1
Exons: 5
Coding region: 1134-2510 (458 amino acids)
Biological process (GO): regulation of gene expression
Cellular component (GO): cytoplasm; nucleus
Molecular function (GO): transcription corepressor activity
Source: RefSeq, a predicted model, not a curated record
GACCCGGCAGUCUCCGCUGGUACACCGAGCUGUGUGUUACCGUUCCUCGCUUGUUGUAUCACGUUCUCCGCCGUAAUCACCGUCGACGCGCGUCCCAUCUGACAGACCUGUAGUCGCGGCACCACGUCGUCGUUUCCACACACACACAUACACACACAUACAUAUACACAUACGCGCGGGCAACCCUAUAUAUAUAUAUAUAUAUAUAUAUAUAUACAUGUAAACUCAUAUAUAUGUGUAUAUACUGUACGUAGAAGCAGAGAGAGAGAGAGAGAGAGAGAGAAAGAGGGGGAGAGAUAUACACACUGGUGACCCAGCAGCGUACACGCCAUCCCCUGUAAUACGCACAUCGUAUAACGUGUACGAGGUCCGUGCACACACCAUCCGCCGGCACACGCGUCCUCUCGCGCACACGGACCACCGGUGAACAUCGAGGAUCCUCCUUCGAUACACCGGAAGGAGGAGAUAGAAGGGAAGGAGGUAGCAGCGACGCGGGUGUUCCGACCAGUGCUACGACGGAGACGCGAGGAAGGAAUUAACUGCCGUUAAUCUGGCACGCGCGAUCGACGAAUUUCCAAUUAAGUGAAAAUAUCAUCGCGGGGAAGAUAGACUUUUGGUGCGAAGCAGGUGCGAACGGUCCUCGUCUGUUUCGUCUCUUCUUCGUUCAUCGGCUACUGACAUCGAGGAAUAGCACGUGCAGAUCGGGGAACGAGGCGCGAUUCGAGGCAGCGACCGAUCACGACAAAACCGCGCAAGGAAAACGGAGCACGGUGAGAAAGCAGAAGUGUGGAUAUUCCGCAUUCCGGACAAGGAUAUUCCGAGGGUGUUGCCGAACUUAGUGAUCUUCCAUUGACGUCAUUUCGUGCUUUCGUACUUUCAUUCGAGGGACGAGAAUAGUUGUUCGCUGAUUCGACAAAGACAUUGAGAGGGAUCUAUCUGUGGACGGAGACGAGGCGACACCCGAAUCUCGAACAGGCGGACGCCACAGUGGACGGGCGUGUCGUCUAGUGGCGCGUCGUCGAGGGGUCGCGAGGCGUUGGCGGCAAGACGGCCGAUCGUGCGACGGUGCUGAGUACUAUUCCGCGGCUGCGAGGACAAGCAACAGCCCGAAGAUUCUCCCAGCAAAGGGCAAGAUGCACAUCGAGGUGCAGGUGGCGCUCAACUUCGUGAUAUCGUACCUCUACAACAAACUGCCGCGAAGGCGGGUGAACAUCUUCGGCGAGGAGCUCGAGAAGGCGCUCAAGGACAAGUUCAAGGGGCACUGGUACCCGGAGAAACCGUUCAAGGGGUCGGCGUUCAGAUGCUUGAAGACGGGCGACCCGGUCGACCCGGUGCUGGAGAAGGCGGCGAAGGAGAGCGGCGUGCCGAUCCAGGACAUCCUGGAGAACCUUCCGGCCGAGCUGGCCGUGUGGGUGGACCCCGGUGAGGUGAGCUACCGCAUCGGCGAGAUGAACGCGGUGAAGAUCCUCUACUCGGAGACGGGGGACCCGCACGACGAGAGCUCGGCCGACCGGGAGGUGACCAAGACGUUCAACCCCGAGGCCCAGUGCUUCAGGCCGAUCGAGGCCGUGGGCACGUCGCUGGGCGGGCUCAGCCUUAGCCCCAAGUCCACGUCCCCGUUCCCGAGCUCGUUGGGCAGCAACGCGAGCAACGGGUCGUCCAACAACCAGCAGAGCGGCCACGGGUCCGGUUCCUCGUCGGCGCCCUCGCCGACGCCCAUCACCAGCUCGUUCAAGGGCUCGCCCAGCCCCGUUCCGGCCUUCAUCCCGCGCACCACGGCGCCGCUCACCUUCACCACGGCCACCUUCGCGCAGACCAAGUUCGGAAGCACCAAGUUGAAGACGAGCAGCAAACGAGCGAACAGAAUGUCGCCGACCGAGUUCUCGAACUACAUCAAGCAGCGGGCGAUGCAGCAACAGAUCCACCACCACCACCACCACCAGCACCAGCAGCAGCAGCAGCAGCAGCAACAGCAACAGCAGCAACAGCAGCAGCAGCAGCAGCAAGCGGCAGCUGCGGGCGGGCUGCCCGUUUCGCAGACCUCUCCCCGAAGCCGCAGCCUCUCGCCCGGGAGCAUAGUGGCGGGUGGCGGGCAACAGCACACCACGGAUCCGAGCGCGUACUUCUUCCAGCACGGGCCGGCCACGUAUCACCCCCAAUUCCCCCAUCGCAACAUCUUCGACUCGUCGAGCCACGGCGGCUACCUGUCAGCCGACCUGUACACAGGCGUCAACUUCCCGUCGUCGUACCUCGACCCGACCACGAUCGCCGGCCACCAGUUCUACGGAGGCAGCGUGAACGGGACGAGCAACGGGGCGGGAAGCAACGGAAACACGCAGAGCGGGGGGAAUCUGGGCCCGGUCGGGUCAGCUGCGACGAACAGCAACGUGAACGGGUCCGGCCAGCAGCAGGACAAGACGGCGCUCGUCGAGGGGUUGAACAACUUUGGCCUUGGAUCGGUGGCGCCGUACCCGGCCAGCCAGUACCAGCACCUCCUCGUAGCCAACUAAUACCCCGCGCGAGUGGAGACCGAGCGGCUGGCGCGGCUCGAGUCGCGUCUGAUCCUCUGCUGCUUCACAGGACAGGAAGGGGAGUCGGGGAGGAUAGUAUGAGGGGGCCGGGCCGUGCGAGCGUGAGCGAACGGGGCCACGUUCCAGCCUCUAUCUCGUGCGUCGAGACGUCUUCGUCGUCCAGAGUCUAGGUUCCGUACCCUGACACACGUAAUACACACACACACACAUGUAAUACACGCAUACAUACAAAUACAUGAACACACACGUACAACCAGAUUUUCGCUUGCACCAUCCGAUCGGAGCUCACCUUCCUGCUCACCUACCCACGCUAAAUACGUAUAGAGUUCCCCACUCUGUCUCUCUCCUGGCGAAACGAGCGUCCAAUCCAGCAGAACAACAACAACAACAAGCGGCAAGGUCGGUAGCUCUGCAUUGCUAGUGCAACGAUACCCUCCCCUCCUCCCCUCCCACCCGCCCCUCUUCGAAGAUCAUCGCGACGACGCCCGAAGCUCAUCGACUCCUGUCUUCUCCGAUCUUUCGGGAGGAAGAGAGGGAAAGAGAGAGAGAGAGAGAGAGAGAGAGAGAGAGAAUCGGGGAGAGAGCGUGCACUGCUUCUGCUCUCUUUGCCUGUCUGUCUCUUUCUUUCUCUAUCUUUCUCUCUCUCUCUUUCGAAUAUGGCGAUCCGCUCGAUCUUACGUGUGUGAACAAUUUACGUGCGCGAAACAGGGAGACAGAGAGAGAGAGAGAGAGGAAGAGGACGGACGCGAUGAAAGCACCGUGGAAGAGACAGCACCGAGGUCGACGCGCGCGAGCAUCAAGACGACGUGACAUGGACGUGGAGAAAGUGAGAGAGAGAGAGCGUGUGAGAGAGAGAACGAAAGGGAACGAAAGAGGAAGAGAACGAGAGUUAGAGCGAGAAUGAGAUUAUAUGGAGCGUGUAUAGAGGGAUUCGUGUGCUAGAAGCGUGCGUGGAACACGUUCGGGAGGAGUGAAGAGGCGGAGGAACGAAAGAAGAGGAGGUGGGAUUGUUCGAUGCGACGGUACUCGCGAACGCGAACUUUGCGACCGACUAACGUAUAUAUUAUAUAUAUAUAGAAAAGCCGCGUGUAUCUUGAACAUUCUGUAACCGAAAAAAAACAACAACAACAACAACAACAACACGGAUACCCGAUCAGCGCGAUGACGCUUGUCGUUCGACGAAUGGCUGCCACUUGUGUUUCGGACUAAUUUCGGUCGGCAGCCAUCUUGAGGCGAAUAAAUCUUGAGAUACCGUACGGUCGCGUAAAAAUGGAAUUGCGUGUAUACAAGAGACGCGUACUCUGUAUAGAGAGACCACAGAGAGACCAAUUCGUGAUAUGCUCGAGGAAGGAUGGAAGAAGAGAAUGAGAGAGCGAGAUGAAAAGGUCGAACGACGCGCCAUGCGCCCACACCUGGGACAGCAAAAGAGCCAAGAGACACACAUACAAAUUCGUACGCGACGCGUACGUAAAAUUCCACACGGGCCAGAUUCAUACGCAACGGACACACUCACUCCCAACCAUUUACCUGGCGACCUAUAUACAUAUACAUAUGCAUAUAUAUAUGUAUAUAUAUAUAUAUUACAUUGUAUCUACAUUUGCCAUGUGAACACACGGAAAUGCCCCGCCUGAUGGUGGCACGAUCACGAGUAUAUGAUACAAAGACACGGAAGAUAUGCAUAUAUAUAUAUAUAUAUAUAUAUAUAUAUAUAUAUAUAUAUAUAUAUAUAUAUAUAUAUACAUAUAUACACACACACGGAGGCAUCACGCGUCCGUGGUAAAGACACAUUGAGGGCGGGGUGUGCGGACACUUAAUAUCGCGCACGACUUCACCAACACAUACACACAGAUAUUACCAACGUGUAAUAAUUUAUUUUUUCACUGGUAUAGUCGGAGAAUUGAUAUUGAAUAUAUCUGUAGAGCCUAUGUAUUAUAUUCAAAAUAUGCACUCACUUCGCGGGUUGUCGCGAAACGGUGUAGGGACUACCAGUAUCCGGUCUGUCGAAGCGUCGACGAACGAACACCCGGGAAGGCUGUUUAGUCGUAGCACAUCUUCUGCUAGAUUAUUCCUCUUACGCACAUUUGUUCGAUUCGGCGGGGGGGAGGGGGAGGGAAACCGACGACCGAAUCGAGGAGGAAGGAUGGAGGACGAUCUUUGAUGAAUCUUGAGAAGACAAACGUGGCGGUAUUGGAAAAGCGAAGAGGACGAUGAUAUAUACGUAACACGGCUGCCGGUGGGAUUCUUUCUCGAUCGAGUCGCAGAUGGUGCUCGCGGUUCCAUACCGUUCGGAAAACUCGUCCUCGGUACGAUUUUACAUUUUAUUUUUAUAAUAAAUGCAGUAGAGCGUAGGAGAGAAAAAAAAAAUUGAAAAAAGAAGCAAAGAGGGGAGAAAGAGAAAGAGAAAGAGAGAGAGAGAAAAGGGAAGAAAAGUAGUGGUGGAGUGUUCGCGCGAACGGGAAUAUGGCCGUGUUGCGUCGCUGCCCCGCCAAGGGAAUCAGAGUUUCUCUUCACGGCCGUGAGCGCACCGUGGCGUUAGUGGCGUCUAGAGUCGACCGUUGUAUCGAAGAGGAAAAAAAAAAAAAAAAAAAAAAGAAACUUUGAAACGAGCGGUCGACUGCGGUCGUUAUACGGGCUUAAAGAAGAAUAUUUGAGCUUAAGAAGAACUUGUUGUCGACCGUGAUCGACGCUUUCGAUUUAUUGUAGUCCGUUCGUUUCCCUUGUAAGUUUUUAUUUCGACGCGACCUAACCUAUUCCAUCGCGUGGGAUGAUUAACGGAUCAAUCGGACGACGCUAGAUUCGUCCGUAACGGGACAACAUUCUCGAAAUUGCGAUCGAACGAAUUUUCCUAAUUCCUGUUUUCAUCACCCUUUAAAUUCUAAUCUAAUUCGAUCCCAUUGACAGGCGCCGAUUCCAGGCUAUCCGAAGUAGCGUGGUUGGCUGGUCCUCGCCCGACGAUGUUCGAAAAUCAUGGACAAAGGGCGCGUCGAAAGGGAAACAAAGCCGGUGAAAGGGGUUUGGAGCAGCGAGCAACCAGCCGGUUCGCGUUCGCGAGAUUAAUUAGAUGAUUACGUUGUUAAAGGCCGCUGUUACUGUCCUCGACGGCCGGAGAUGCGACCGUGCUCGUGACCUCGAACGACGCCUCCGGGCGUCGAUCCGUUUAAGCAAACUUUGGAGCGUGGAGCUAUGCAUCAGAAUUCAAUUUUGCCGAAUAUUUUUCCAACGCGAUACAGUUUCGGGGGCUUUAGCGUUCAUUCUAUAAUUCUAUGAAUAUUUAUCGAUCGGCGGGGAAAGUUGGGUAGAAUUAAAAAAUUAUCUUAGCUCUCUAUAAAAACAUUUGUCUUACAAAAAUUAUUAGCUUCUCUCUAAGUAAAAAAAAUUCCAUCAAAUUCAUUCGCCAGUUUUGAACUCGAAACUCGUGUAAAUAAAUUACGUACAAAGUCGGUUUAUAAAAAAAUCGGAAUCGAAAAUCGCUCUCUUACGUGCUCGCUCCACGCUCGACCUCGGGCUUCAAAUCCAAGAUCCAGUCUCCGAGCAUAGCACGGAUGAAUCAUAACUUCUCCUUAUUUGAUCAUCAGCUUGUCAGAUCGGGUCACGGUCGGCCCCGUCCGUCGAGCAAUCGCGAGAAGCCGCGACAGCAACAAUGGCGGCGGAGGUGUCGCGAGCCGCGGGCCGGGCACUAGGUGCUAAAAGUAUUAAAAAAAAAAAAAAAAAAAAAAAAAAAGUGUUUAAUCCUGUCGUCGUGGGACAAACGUACGGAAUAAACGCGGCCAUGGAUUGUCGAAUUGCUCGCGCGAAAAGUGGAAGAAGAGAGGGAGGAGAAGAAGAAUCGCGUUUCGCGUCGGUCGAUCCGCUCGGUCCUCUCUUAGACUAGUUUUGAAAAAAGAAAAAAAAAAAAACUUUAGCGUGAAACUUUGUAUCGUGUAAGUGUAAUAAGUAGUAUAAUUUUUAGGCGUGAACUUUCGUCGUUCUUUCGUACGGAUUUUUAUAUAGCAAGUUUUGUAUGAUCGACGCCGAGCAACCAGCUUCCUGCGGUCGUUCCGUCAUGGAUCCGAGAGCGUAUCGAUCGGCCGAUCCUCGACGUCUUUGCUCGCUUUUUCUGUCGAGCAGAACGAGAAAUUUCCCCAUAAUUUGAAUAAAACGGAUUUCUUCGAUGCGGAUGGACUAAAUUUUGUCGAGGGAUAAGAAAACCUCGAAAAUUCUCGGAAACUCGAAUGGAAAAUUCCCUGAAAGAAGAGUUCCUUCGAUAUAAUAUUAAGAGACUCUUCGAGACGAGAAGAAUAAAGAGAGAGAGAAAGAGAGAGAGGCUUCUUUCUAUUGGAAAAUCGAGGAAUCUUGAAAACUGUCGAGCGAUUCGGCAGUUGUGUGGCCGCGCGAGGGGGUGCUAAAAACAAUUGUUUUUUAACCGCGGAACUAAUAAGGGUAGGAAGAAGUGGAAGAGGAAAAAUCGCGGGGAACAGAGGCGAGAGGGGACAAGGUGGGAGAACGGUACCCUUUAUAGUAAUAUCUAAACUUAAUUGUAACUAUUAACGAUACGUACGACUGUGGUAGCUAUGCUAGUACCUGCUAUUGUUAAAGAGAGAGAGGGGGAGAGAUUGGAGAGAGAGAGAGAGAGAGAGAAAAAGAGAGAGAAAGGUAGAGCGAAAGAAAUCGAUUGGAUUGAGUGAUGAGUCGAGGGAAAGAAGGGAGGAGUAAAGAGGGUUGGUACGUGGCGGAAGAACGUCCAUCGAGUGUAAGGUGACCCACUUUCUCGGAUCACUUUCUCGGAUAUAUUCGGAUCGUUGAUCCCUAGAUAGAAAAAAAGAAAGAAAAAAAAAAGAAAAGAAAAGGAACAAUUUUCGAUCGAGCCUCGAGAGAAAGAGAGAAAGAAAGAGAGAGAGAGAGCUCUCUUCGCACCUGGAUUAUUUUUCUAAUCUUAAUCUUUGUAAUCAUCGAACGAAUUGGGUGUCCGCGACGAAACAAGCGAAUCGAGAUCCUCGAUUCGUCCUCGAACAAGAUCCUCGUCGCGUUUUGGCGACGUUCAUUAUUAUAAUAAUGUCUCGAGGCUUUUCUUUUUUUUUUUUUUCUUCUUCGACGAUCCGAUCAGGAAUGGCGAAUAGGAGAAUAGGCGAGGGAAGGAUCGAGAGAAGGAAAGUUGGAGCAAGCGUUGAAGCAAUGAGUUGCGAAUCAAAUAUGGAUCUCGGCUUGAGACGAGAGGCUCAGUUCAGCGAAGAAUCAAACACACGUACACGAUGUAUACUCUUCUAGCAAAACGAGAAAAAAAAAAAAAAAAAAAAAAAAAAAAGGAAAAAAAAGAACGAAAGGGAAGAAGAGGGAAAGAGUGAAGGAUACUGAAUCGGGUUGAAAUCGGUGGAUGCGCGAGAUGAGUUGAAGAGGAGAAAAAGGGAGAAAGAGAAAGGAACGAGAUAUAGAGCAUACAUUGAGAUACAUACAAAAAGAUAAACAUAUAGUAUUAUACGAUUACAAUACGAUUGUAAUGAAACACUUUGUAAGCAAGGAAACAAAAAAAGAAAAAAAAAAAUUAAGCAUAGUUUUCCAUAAUCUGUAAUGGAUGUAUUCGUUAACGAAUAAAAAAAAAAAAAAAAAUGACGACGAGUGGUUAAGGAUAAUACACACGAACGACACGAACACACACAUACACACACCGACACGCAUAUACCGUACACACGGACACACAGUUGAAUAACCGUUCGAAGUAACUCGGGUACACGACACACAAGAAGUAAUAUGAAAAAAAAAAAGAAUAAAAAAAGUAACUAAUAAUUAAUAAACACGUGAGUAACGUGACGACGUAAACAAACGGUAAAUCUGUCUCUUUAAAGUAUCAUGUGUCUAUAAACUAUAGCGAUCGAUAUUGUCUUUUUAACCGUAAAUGGAGAAACAAGUAAUCGUGGUAACGUAACUAAUGUCAUAGCGAUAACCGAACACUGCAAUAUUAGAUAUAAUAUAUAUUCAUACAUUUAUAGAGAGAGAGAAAGAGAGAGAGAAAAGUGAGGAAGAAAGAGAAUGAGGGAAGAAGAAAAAGAGGAUAAAGAAAUUGUGCGAGGCUCUGACGCGCGUGAUUAGAAAAAAAAAAGAAAAGAAAGAAUGGAAAAAACAGAGGAACAGAGAAAAAUUCGAAACAACUCGAGACGAUGUAUCAUCGAUUCGUUCUCGAAAGCUUUUUUUUUUGGUUGUCGAAGAUUGGACGAAAAAAAAGGGGGAAAAAGGGAACAGUAAUAAGAAUACACGCAUGUAAAGAGAGAGAAGGAUUGGAACAACAAAAUGAUGCGAGAAUCGCGUGUCAGAGUGGAAGUGAGCAAACGUGAUACGAUCUCCAGGCACAGUUGAAAAGAGAAAGCCGUUUCAUGUUGAAAAAUGAAAAAAGAAGAAAAAAAAAAGAAAAAAAAAAGAAAAGCAGCAAGAGUAAAGCAAAAUGAAAACUGAAUGGAAGCGAACAAUAUUAAAUAUGCGUUUUGUGUAUCGGACACACUCGAAGCUACACUCACGCGCGCACACACAGCAGAGACACUGUUACUACUACACAUACACACACACGAACACGACACACGGAGAAACACAAAGAAAGACCCAAAAAAAAAAAACCUAUCGAUUAUUCUACCAAAUAAUGAAUUAAACAAGAGGAUGAUCAUUAGAUUUGUAAUUAAUUACAUAUAUAUUUUUCAAUACUUUAACUACUUGCUGAAUGUAAACUAUAUACAUAUAUAAUUAUAUAUUAUAUAUAUUAUAUAUAUAUUAUAUAUACACACACAUACCGCGUAGGGCUGUAUCUCGAUUACAGCGUGGCUUAGAAGGCCGGCCCGCCGACUUCCGGUUCUCAACAAGAUCGCACCCUCGACAAACACCGCCAAAAACGAUGCGAACAGAAUCGUAACGGGAAACAAGGACGAAUUGGCAACAGAGUAACGCAGUGUAAAAAAAAAAAAAAAAAAAAAAAGGUCGUUUCGACGUUGUCGAAGAUCGGAAGUGGCGGGAUAAGCCCUCGACUUAUGGGACCGGAGGGCGCGCCGCCAUGUUGACUCGAAGGCUGCGUCCUCCGGGCAGGGACGGAGAGAUCUGCGAAAGAGAAGGAGAGAAAGAAAGAAAAACCUUUUUGUACCCCACCCAAGUCACACUCUCGGUGUCGAAACGGUAAAGAAAAACCAAAAAAAACAAGCAACUAUGUUACUCGUGUAAGUGCAUCCUAAAUGUAACUGUUACGAAAUGCCCCUUCUCCGAAGCCCCACCCCAGGCCCCAGUCUUCAUCGUUUCGUACGUAGCAAGAGAGAGGGAUGAAACAAGCGGCGGAGAAAACGAGAGAAAAAGAAACAAUAGUGCGAAAGGAAGGGAGAGAAAGAGAGAGAGAGAGAGAGAGAGAGAGAGAGAGAGAGAGAGAGAGAGAGUGCUUGAAAUUUUGAGCGAAAGAUAUAAAACGCGCGCGAGUGAAAAGAUACGAAUCGAAAUCGUGAAUUUUUCCGAUCAAAAUGUAAUCAUCGUAUAUCUGAAAACAGUGCUUCGACGAUGAUUCGAGAGACUGUUGAAAACCAGUGUGCGUGGAGAAACGAAAAUUUCCACAGGUUGAGCAGUUGUUUCUCGGUUCUCGAUGCAUACGGAUGGAUGUGUCUCUUGUUUCUUGACCCCUUCCGUGACGCGACGUUUUCCUUUUCCGUUCUGUUCGCUGAACACGAUUUGUUUACACGCGUGCGCGCCUACGUUCUUUUUUUCCGCGUUUAUCGUCGUUUUAACACUUUUUCAUCGUAAUCCGUGUAUUACGCUCGGAUGUGAAUCGAAUGUGAGAAGAACGAGAGACGAUGCUACGUGAGCGAUACUACGUGUGUACGUGCGAAUGAUGAAACGUGUGCGUGUGUGUCUGCAUGUAUGUAUGUAUGUAUGGGAGAGAGAGAAAGAACGAACAAAGUGGGUGAGCAAGUGUUGAGGAUGCGUGCAAGCGAGACAAACAGCGAGACACUGUGCGCCUAUAUAUGUAUAUCUGUAUAUAGGUACCAUUUUCAACCGCUACCGUUGUUUCUUUCAUACUAUUUCUUCUCCUUUUUUUUUAUUACUAUUACGAUUUUAUUAUUAUUAUUAUUAUUAUUAUUAUUAUUAUUAUUAUUAUUAUUAUUAUUAUUAUUAUUAUUAUUAUUAUUAUUAUUGAUUAUAUUAUUAUUGUAAUCGAGAUGUAUUUUCUGUUGGCUUUAGAUUUUGUUCCUUUAUUUUUGUACGAGAACCGUUUUACCUUUACUAAGUGUGCGUUAAGUAAGCUGUAUAAGAACAUUUUUUUUUUCUUACCGUCAAUUCGACGAUCCAUUCAGAUGGAUCCAUUGCACGAACGACGCCGAUCGUUAACGAAGAUCGUCAACAGAAAAAAAAAAAAGGAGAUCGAACAAUGUUAAUUUUUCGAGAAACGAUAAAACGAAUGAAAACGAUCAGCGAUGUUCGCCAUUCUUUUCUUAGAUAUUAAGACGACUCUUUUCACGAAUCAAUUAUACGUGUAUGUAUAUAUGUAUAUACAUAUAUAUAUACAUACACGUAAUAUAUAUAUAUAUAUAUUUUUUCUCUUUUUGUUCUUUUACCUUUUAUUUUAAUUCUUUUAUUAAUUUUUUUUUCUUUUUGAUAGUUUGUUAUUGUUGUUUUUGUCCUUUCUUUUUGUAUGACAUAUUUGAUUAUAUCAGCGUGCUUCGCUCCUCUAGAUAAUAUAUACCAUUAUAUAUAUAUAUAUAUAUAUAUAUAUAUAUAUAUAUAUAUAUAUAUUUUUGUUAAUAAUAUAAGUGGUUUGACAUAAUUACAGUUACAGUGAUUAUCCUGUUGUAACGGAUUUGUUUUCUAUAUCUCUUACGAUCCACGAAUGAGUUAUUAAUAUAUAUAUAUAUAUAUAUAUAUAUAUAGAUAAAUAUAGAUAUAUAUCUAUAUAUGUAUGAAAGAUAUAAGAUGACGUGCAUAUAUAUAAAAAUAUAAAUAUAUAUGUAUAGAGCAUUAUACAUACUUAUAUGAAAAAAUUAUACAAACAUACAUAUAUAUAUAUAUAUUAUAUACAUACACUGCUAUUAUAUUUUGUUUAACGAGGAGACAAACCAAAAGAGCAAAAAAAAAAAAAAAAAAAAAGCGAAAAAUAUCUAAGAAAAAAACAAUGGGUGAGGUGAAAAGUCAAAGUUUUUCGGCGUGUUGCUUGUUCUGAAUUAAACAUCAGGGUGAAUAGAGGGUUAGAACAGAGAGGAGAAUGAGUGUAUGAGUGAGGAAGAGAGAAAGAAUUUCUUGAAAUUUUUCAAAUAUCCGGGUCAUCCUCUCGACCCAAAAAAGAGAGAAGAAGAAGAAGAAGAAGAAAAAAGAAAUUAGCGAAUUAUGAAACGAGAGAGGGCGAAAUGAGAAAAAUGGAGCGAAACAUAUAUAUAUAUAUACAUACACACAUACAUAGACACACACAUAGCAGGCAUGUACACAUAUUACACACGCGCUAACACAUACACGAACAAUCCGACAAGUAACACACCGGCUGAAACGAGGGAGAGUGGACGAAAGGGAUAAAGAGAAAAACCAAAAAACAGUCAAAGUGUGAGACAAAAAUGAAACUCGCGUGUAAAAUAUACUUAUAAUAUCAUUUUGUAAAUUAUUUUUUGUAUUUUUAUAUAUAUAUAUACAUAUAUAUAAAUAUCAAAGCAUACGAGACAAAAAGCGGAACAGUGUUUGUGCGUACGAAAAAAAAAAAAGGAAGAUAGAAAGGACGAGUGAGAGAAAGAACGUUGGAAAGAGAGAGAGAGAGAGAGAGAGAGAAGAAGGAAGAGAAUAGAAAUUUUGGAAGGAUGGAAGGAUGCCGUGAGAGUGAAGGAGCGAGAAAGAGUUGCGUUGAGAGGAAAGCGUGAGAAAGAGGGGGAAAAACGGAGAUGAAAAAUCUCGUGACGCAUUGAUAACACUGAUGAUACUUAAAAUCGAUCGUUGAUCAAAAAAAAAAAAAAAAAAAAAAA